Messenger RNA from Astrephomene gubernaculifera, 1473 nucleotides. The record is from the annotation of a GenBank genome assembly. Lineage: Eukaryota; Viridiplantae; Chlorophyta; Chlorophyceae; Chlamydomonadales; Astrephomenaceae.
CUUCUUUGAGUGUCGACUUUCGUAAUGAUGAUGGACAUGCUAGGCAGGUGGUUAUUUCGCCUUUGUUGUGGGGUCGGCGGUAUCGCUGGGCUGGGCGUCACGCUCCUAUACCUUUUCCAGGACAAGAUUCUGUACGUACCGCGCAUCCCAGGCCUGCCAUCUGGGAUAUGGAAGUACCCGAACGAGUUUAAGCUUGAGUAUGAGGACGUGGACUUGACGGCAGAGGAUGGCGUCAAGCUGCACGCAUGGCUCCUGUGGGGCCGUGGCUGGACAAAGGAGGUCAUCAAGUCAAGACCCGUCAUUAUCUUCUUCCAGGAGAAUGCAGGCAACAUGUCCUUCCGACUGCCGUUCCUGCGGCUGCUCGUCUACCGGCUGAACGCGGUAGUAUUCGCAAUGAGCUACCGCGGCUACGGCCUCAGCGAGGGGCGGCCCAGCGAGGAGGGGCUGCAGAAGGACGCCCGGGCAGCGCUGCAGUACGUGCUGUCACGACCCGAGCUGGCCACCGACAAGGUGGUACUGUUCGGCCGCUCGCUGGGAGGAGCAGUAGCCACGCAUCUGGCGGCUGAGAAGCAGGAGCUGAUCAAGGCCUUGGUUCUGGAGAACACCUUCACCGGGGUGCAGGACAUGGUGUCGCGGGUGGUGCCGCCGCUGGGGCUGCUCAUAGGCACUGGCCGGCCCUGCAACUUCCUCAUCACCAACAAGUGGUCCAACCUGCAAGUCAUCCCGCGCAUCAAGGUUCCCAUGCUCAUGAUGGUGUCGCUGCAGGAUGAGAUGGUGCCGGCCAGCCAGAUGUUCCGGCUGCACGCGGCACAGACCUCGCCGCACUGCGAGCUGGAGAAGUUCAAGGCCGCAUCCCACAUGGAUGCCUAUGAUGUGGAGCCGGAGCAGUACUGGGGCGCGCUGCACCGCUUCGUCUCGACAGUGUGCUAUGGCGAGGAGGGCGCGGUGCCGGCCAGCCGAUGAGAACUUUGCUACUAGCGGUGUGUGCGCGCGUUGCCGCAAAGCAUGACACUCAGCUUUCAACUGAGGUGAACGAUGUGCCCCCCAGGCGCAGAUUAGCGUGCACCGAGGGGUGCCGUACAAAAGAUGUGUUCAUUUGAGUGCAUGUCUAAGGCUGCGUCAACGUCGUCGUGCAUGUCAAGUGGAGGACUCGGAAUGCCUACAUUAGGCUGCAUAGCAAGGGGCAUGCAGGUAUUUUGUUGUUAUCAGAGCAGAUGGAAGGUCUGAGUAGAGUCUACAGGAACCAGGUGAAAGGACACGGUGUAAUUGCCCGUUCAACGAAUGUGCGUCGAUCAUACGCCGGGAUAUGGCAGACAGACACUUCGGACUGGACUAUUUGUACUGUUGCAAAUGUGGUAGAACAGACUUCGUGCACAGCCCAUGACCGCUCACAGUUACAAAUUCUUACGUCCCCUUAACGGGCAAUGACGUAAUUCGAUUGCACAGCUCCCAUGCACGCUAUAUCCAUUUGUC